Molecule: messenger RNA, 3114 nt
Organism: Neodiprion virginianus
Lineage: Eukaryota; Metazoa; Arthropoda; Insecta; Hymenoptera; Diprionidae
Exons: 6
Coding region: 632-1312 (226 amino acids)
Source: RefSeq, a predicted model, not a curated record
GCGGGAGGAAGACGCCAUUAGUUUCCACAUUUGAUAAAAUUGUGUGCAGUUUUGAAAUACGAUAAAGCUGUAGGUGUCGGAUUAUUACAGCGUAAAUAAUUUGAAUUUGAGGUAUUGAAGAUAUCGACGAAACUCAAUUAUAUAUUCGUUAUAAUUGCAGUAAUUCUGCAUUCGUAAACUGCACACACACACACACAAACAGAAUUGUGAACUGCAUCGCGGCUCGUUUCUGCAGGGUGUAUCGUGUAUGGCGUACCAUUUCACCGUUAUAACUGAACCCGAAAGGGGAAAGUUAUUGAUUUAAUUCUGUAGGUGCCAGAAUUAACUCUGCCGUACGUAAAACGUCAAAUAUAGUGGGAACCGUGUAAACGAAAGGAAUUGGAUAUAAAUAUUGUCGUAAAGACGAAUGUGAAUAAAAGAUUUUGGGGUGAAAAAAAAAAAAAAAGAAUCACCUUUCGCAAACUCGCAGAGAUAUUAUUGUUAUCAUUACGAUAUAUUAUUAUACACGACGGUAUACGAAAAAAUAAUAAAAUACAAUAACAAUUAUAUUCGAUCGUAAUACAAAGCUUUGGCGAUCGAGAGAAGAAAGAGUAAACGGUUGAAGAAAAAGGAGAGAAGGAAAAAAAAGACGAUGAAAAUGCGUUUACUCCAGGGUUGUAUGCAUAUUUUCAAUCUGAGGCAGGGGACGAUUCUCAUUGCGAUAACCCAGCUGAUUUUGUCGGGAUUUACUAUGAUGUUAAUGGUAUUGGCGCUUGCACACGCUAAAGAAAUAGGCGAGCUUGUUGCAAGGGAUACGGAAGACGCGUUGGAGAGAGAAGCGAUGGAGGAAAUAUCCCCGAAACAUAUGAAUACAAAGAGAAUGGACGUUGCUCAUCAUCUCGCUACUGAGGUAUUGUACUCCUUGUACAGCGGUCUUGUUAUUACCGUUAUACAUUUCGUCUCCUCGAUACUUCUUCUUUACGGAUCUCUGAUGAAUAAUCGACAUUUUAUGGCUCCAUGGAUUACGGUUAUGAUGACCGAAAUCGUUGUCGGAAUAAUGUCGUUGUUCCUCGUUCAGCAAGAUUGUCCAUUUAUCGCGAUUUUGGGCGGAAGUGCCGACAUUGGCGAACGUCUGUUCGUUCUGUUCAUCACGAUAGUCAACUUUUACAUAUGGUUCGUUGUCUACAGUACCUACAAGACUUUGGAGGGUAAAAAUAAGGGUUUGACGCACGAGGUUUAUUUCUUUAAAAAACAAAACGCGACCGCAAACGGAUCCGUUGUCGGUGAAAAUAUCAAAACACAAAACGGCGUUUCGCAACCGAUUGACGUUUAAACAGGUCUAUAUACCUAUAUAUAUAUAUAUACACAUAUACAUAUACACGCAUCGCAACAAUUUAUUUCCUAUAAUACUUAUUCAUGUAUAAGCUUUAAUUUACUGGCUUGUAUAUGAAUUAAUUUUAAUACCACUUCCUGACUUUUUUUUCUUAUCAAUAUCGCGACGUCGUUGGAUUUUGCUUUUUUUUCAACGCGAUUUCACGCAGUUAAUGUAAUUUUUGAUAUUGAAAUUUGUUCGAUCGAAGAAUUUUAUUUAAUUAAAAUUGUGUAUUAUAUAUUUAAAAUGGAAACAAAAUUAUAAUAUUGUGUAUAUAUAUAUAUAUAUAUAUAUAUGUUUUGAAAUUGCACAUACGUAUAAUGGAUACGUAUACAAUUAAUAAUCAAAAGUUUUGUUAUUAAAUUGAGCGUGAGAAAAAUUGCUUUACGUAAUACUCUGUGUUGAGAUCGAAACUUUUGGAGGAGAGAGUAGACAGAGGGAGUGAAAAAAAAAAUUGUUAAGUAGAGGAAGGAAUUUUUAUCGAUAGAAGAAAAAGAGCAUAAAAAAUUAACGUAAUUUAUAUUUAUUUUGUAAAAUUAUUAUCGAUGCGAUUAUGUUGUAUUAGAAAUUUUAUCGGUUAGGCAGAUCUAUUGGGCGAGAAGAAUUGAAGUAGCUGCAUGGAAAAAGAGACGGUAAUAAUAAUUUAAUUAUAAAACGAGUAGUUUUUAAAACUGCGAUGUAUUAACGUGAAUGAUGUAUUUAUUUGUGAAAAAGAAAACUAUAUUAACGAAUGAAAAUUAUUAUUAAGUUGUAAGUAUAAAUAAUGAAGCUGAUCGAAAAUAAAUCAACGAAGUUGAGAAACGAAAAACGUUGUUCUCAUUUGUUGCAAGCUUUUUUCCAAUUUCUGUUGUUACAAUUUGACGGAAUAAACACGGCGACAAAUCGAUUUUGAAAAAAAAAACACCGUUUUUUGAUCACUCGAAAUCACAAAAAAAAAAAACUAAUCUGAACAAAAUUUCGUCAAUAGUGGUUUCAGUGACAAAAUAAAUAAUUGACCGAAGUUUUUCAAUUUAUUUAUUCCACUUUGUACAUCGCUGUACGAAUUUAAUUUCUUCUUCUCUUUUUAUUUUACAUUUCAAACGUAUAAAAGACAGAUAAAAGAAUGAGAAAAAAGACUCGUUCGUAAAGGUGAAAAAAAAAGAAGAAAUUAUUUUUGUCUUAAAUACACAAAUUUUAAUUAUAGCUUUAUAUCGAUAAACUCACAUAGUAAGUUAUAUGCAUAAUGGUAUUAUGUACAUUUACAGUAACAGUAAAAUAAUUAAUCAUUGAUUUUACAUUACAAUGAGAUUGAAAAAAUAAAUUUCUACAAUAGUCAGGAACAAAAAUUUUUCUCAAAUCGCUUCUUUUUUUUUUUUUUUGCAGUAUAUUUUUCAUAGGCACAGAAUCGUUGCUAUUAAUUAAAUAUACGUGUUUGUUAAUCGCAUUUGUUUCUAAUUUACGUGUGUAAUGAUAACAACGACAACAACAACAACAAUAAUAAUAAUAAUGCUAAGAUCAAAAUCGCACGCAAGAUUUAAAGUUAAUUACAAAAAAGCUUGACGAUUAUAAAUUUAAUUUAAUUUUUCAUAUUCCUUUAGCUAAUCAGUUUUCGCUUAAAAGUAUCAUUUGAAAUUCCGUGCAUCGUUCAUAUUGUUCUUUUAACAAACUAGGAAAUCGAAUAAAGCAUAGGCUUAUGGACAAUGUUACAAAAACUGAGCUCGAUGUAUGCAAUAUUCUAAACAAUCAAAACUUGGAUCGCAAUAUUCGGCGGAAGGUUUUCAAUG